Molecule: messenger RNA, 16349 nt
Organism: Porites evermanni
Lineage: Eukaryota; Metazoa; Cnidaria; Anthozoa; Scleractinia; Poritidae
Source: the annotation of a GenBank genome assembly
AUGGCGAGGAAAACGUGUACUCCCUUCUGUGACAACAAAAAGACAUGCCCAAAGCACCAUGAUCUUCUUUUGACCUUGAUAAAUUGCUCCGAUAGGAAGAAUCAGGAAGCGAACGCUUGUUUUGAAGAAUAUCAAAGCACCGUUAAAGCGUACCUGAAGAAAGGCUGGAACGUCAAUGAUGCAAUUCCUGAUCCUGUGCGAAACUACCGAUUUCCACUCCUACAUUGGGCGGGAGUGAUGGGAAAGACGAGAGCUUUGGAAUGGAUGAUCAAUUUCGGUAGGUAAUCGAUUUCGUUUUGCUGACACUGUAGCUAAACCAAAACUUGGUUAAAGCAAUCGAAUCUAAUAGAUCAGAAUAGAUCGGCGAUCGUGCAGGCCUUCCCUUGGCCUGUUCCUAUCUUUAUUUACACCGAAUGCUGUUAGCGCGAGGGCACGCUAUCUAGUUAGAAGAAAAACGUCCUCUAAACACGUCUGACUUGGAAGGCGUCGAAAAGAGGAACCGUUGUUUGACAAUUUUGAUGUUCGUUUAUAUUAUAGAAAGACCAACUGCAUUAACAUAUUUGUUGUUUACGUUGAUAGUUGCUGGGUAUGCAGAAAAUCCCCUCACACUGGUCCGCACCAGGUAAUAGGGAGGCCCCAUUAGGGGGGGUCUUAAUAUCCCGUAUCCCUGUAAUUUUUUGACCAAAUAUCCCGUAUCCCAUAAAUUCCGGUCACAAAUAUCCCGGAAAUUAAAGUAUCGGCCAUUUUUCAUAUGUUACUUGCUACGACAUAUUUUAUAAUAUUCGUUCACUGGCAGUAAAUCGUAAACUGGAAAAGUAUGGUUUUCAAGGAGCUUAUUGUGACAGUUGUUUAAGCUGCUGUCAGUCAAAAUAUGGUAGAUAUCAAGUGGAAAGUAAACAAAUGUUGCCACCAAAAUCACUUUUGUAUACCAAUUAAUAUAAUUAGCUUACCUGAUGCCCUUAAUUUCUACAAAUCGCCUGAUACCAAAGUCCUUUAUUAGUUAGUGGCCGUCCCGGUGGGGGGGGGGGGGUACUCCCAUACAUUACCUAUACGGGUAUGUGCCGCCCAACGGGGUUGUGAUCAGGUGGCGCUGCCUCGAUCGAGUGCUGGCGCGCUAUUUUAAGUACUUCAUGUCACCCCCACAUAGUGCCCAUGAUGAACCGAUGACUGGUCAAACGGUUUGUUUUACACUUAUAUAUUUUUCAUUUAUAUCUAGUCAUCAACAAAAAUACAGAAAAGGGCAUGUAUUUAGUAAUCCAAGAACGUUUCUCAUCAAACAUCUGAUAUGUUACAAUUUUUUGGGAAUACCCAGUAUCCCUGAAACUACUUCUCAAUAUCCUGUAUCCCAAUAACUUUUUCCUCAAAUAUCCCGUAUCCCAGUAAUUUUUUCCGCGAAUAUCCCGUAUCCCGAAAACCCCUAAUGGGGCCUCAAUAGGCAUAUAAUGAAAAUGCGGGCAGAUCUAAACACCAGCUUAACCAAUGGGAGAGUAGCAAAUUGAGCACUGGAAGUUAAGUCUUUUCCUUUGACUGUUGCAUCCUCAUUCAACAUUAUGUUGACCUUGCUAGAUCUGUUUAAUAAGGCAUGACAACAGAUAUACAUCUGUCGAAAUUUGCUAAAACGUGCCCACAAGGUUUUUGCUUGAGAAUGGGUGUAGACCAUGUUCAAACGAGGGUAGCUGAAAAAAAUGGAGGGGCUUGCCAUCGUGCCAGGUGCUGGAAGAUAGUUCAGGCCCAGACAUAACUGUAGGUGGGUGGGCAGCAACUCUGUGUCAAACGUCGGGGUAGUUGUGCUUGGCUGUCAAGACACCAAAGGUUGGGACACACUAGGCAACAUGUUGCUGUAACACAUAGGAGCAACAAAUAACUCCUUGUGUUCAGGUCAGGCGACAAGUUGUGUGACACAUUGCAGUGAAAAAAUGCUUUGUGUGUACUGGAAAAUUUUUGUGAAGAUCUUUGUCUCCACAACAGAAUUUUGUCACAACAAGAAGUUGCACUAAUUCAAUCUGAUUUGAUUUUGUGCAACUUGUUGUGGCAACAAAAUCCUGAUGCAGAGAUAAAGAUUUUUACAAAAAUUCUCCUGUACACAACAUAAGCUUAUCACUCUUUGUUUGUGUGGCCAUUGUUGUCACUGAAAUAUGAGCAGCGAUCUUUUGUACUCAAUAGAGGAAGUACAGAUAAACAUUACAGCAGCUACGAUUUUCUACAAAAUACAGGUUUGAACCUUAAUGUUCCAGCAAAGUUUAAAAAAUUUUAACUUAGUCGUUUGUCAUGUUUUUUUGCUGUCCUGAGUUGUUAAAUCCUCACUUUGUGAGAUGAUUAUUUGACCAGCUGUGUAGAUAUAAUGAAAGAGACAAGGCAGGCAACAAUCACAGGUCACCUAGAAUCCACUUCAAGCUGGAACUGAUGCCAAACCAUUGAAUUUCUCAGCUCAAAAACAUGAUAUAUGUCUUCAUGCCUGUGCCAAAGCUCACCUCAAUCAUUUUAAAAUUAACCAUGAAAAGUGAUACUGAAGUUGUCAGAGCAGCUUUUUGAAUAUGAUAGCACAGGCAUCCCAAGCUCUUGUUACGAGUAUGUUAUGUAAAUUUACUAUUUCACAAGAGAGUCGGUGUUGCAUUACAAGGAACUGUUGAGACUUUGUAUGAGAAAUAAAAUACUGAAGUUUGCAAAUGCUGAAUAUAAUUAUUUCUACUUUUUUCCUAUACAAUAAAUAAAGGAGACGUACCUCCUAUAUAUUCCUGUGUUUUUUGGUGUGAAUUCAUCAAUUUAAUUGGUUUUUUUUGGCUGUUACUGUGUGACUCCAUGUCACUCUCUUCAUCAUACGAAGUAAAGGCAGCACAGAAACACAGCCGGCGGUCCAGACCUUAUCUACUCGAAGGCGGUUUGCGGCCCGAAAACCCAUCAAACCGCAGAUUUUUUCAACAAGAAGCAAACUUCUAUCAUCGCUACACUGUAGUAAAUGUUUAAAGGCAAAAUAGACCCACGUAUGUUGCUGGAAAUGAGUAUUUUCUCGUGCCGUGUCCAAAAUACAUUCUUUCUCCAGAUGCUGUGAUUUUGAGAGUGGACACGGCGUUGGUCCGAGGUCAAAUUUCCCUCGAUCAAGUUAUAAUAUGUUUUGAAGAAACCAUUUACUACUACUCACUGGCUUUUUGCAACGGCAAUUUAGACAUCAAGCGGGUUAAAAACAAUGGAAUAUAAUACAUUCAAAGCACGUGGUUAAAAAUUUGUUUGACAGUAAUAAGUAUUUUGCAAAAAGGGAUUUCCCACAAGAAAUAUUCAUGGCACGUGCUCUGGUGAAAAACAAAGUCGGGAAAAUGUGUCUGUUCUUACCAAAAUCAUCCAGGCUUUGUGAAUUAAAAAAAAAUUAUAACAGUUUCAAUCUUUCAUCAUAAACUGUACAUUACUCAAACAUUAAAGCAAAGCUGGAAACUGCAUUAUUGUAGUGAUUUGAGUUUUUUUAGUAGCUUCCAUUGAGAUCAGAAAGAGAUUUUGUGCCAGACAGAGUACUGCACUAAAUGGGCUUACAUGUGUCUAACAUAAAUUAGCUCUACUCAAAAGAAAAAGUACAGCCUUACUUUUAUUAAUUUUUUAAUCAUUGAAUAGAGUUUACAAUGAUGUGCCAGGUAGACAAUGUUUUGAGAAAUUUAAAUAAAGGCUCUUUUUGCUGCAGGAGAUCCAUUUGCUGCAGAAAAAGUGGAUCUUGUGUAAUUUGUGCAUCCCUUGAUCAAACAUUGGUUGACACUAUCGGCCGAUAUGUCGAUCAACAUGUUGGCCGAGUAUUGGUUGACUCUCGAUCGCUGUAUUGGUUGACAUGUUCAUCGAUAUGUCAGUCUACACUUGACCAUAUGGUGAAUGGUGUAUCAGCUGACACUUGACUGUGUGUUAGUGGACGUGUCGGCCAAUAUGGGAUGGGAAGAAUAUUGGUAGACUGUUGGUGGAAUAUCGGUUGACUAUCGGUGGCAUAUUGGUCGACUGUUGUAUAAUAUGAUAUGUGUUUUAAAAUGAGAAUGUGGGAACUGGGUUUCAGUGUUAUGUGCAAGAUAUUGUGGUUUGGGGGUUUGAAAAUAGUUUUUGUUCUGUUGUUUGUGCCAUCCCAUGUCAGCCUUGCCGGGUCAACUUGUUGGAUUUCUGCCAUUGUUCUAUGCAUGUCAAAUGUUAGAUUGUCCUUGAAUACGUCUCAAAGGUGAUGAUGCCAUAGCGGUCCCAAUUUUUUCCAAAAAAAUCUCGCACACACUUGAAAUUAUACUCUCACAUUAGGCUGGUAAAAGCUGCCAAAACCCCUUAAAGAUUCCUGCAUGGACAAUGUAACAACAGAAAUUUGAGUAGACAAAAAAUAUACCGUCGACUAAGUAUCAGUGAAGUAUUGGCCGAAUUUCGGUAGCCUAUUGAUCGAUAUGUCGCCGACUGUUGCUCAACCUACUGGCAAAGCUGAUCUGUCACUCAACAUAUUGGCCGACAUGUUCAUCGAGUAUCAGCCAAUAGUACAGCUAGUGUUGACCGAUACUCAAUCAAAGGGGUGUGCAAAUUACACAAGAUCCGAAAAAGCUACUGAAACCAAUUCUGUGGAAUGAAACUGUUUCAGAAAUUGACUUCAGCAGCUUGACUAGCAUACCUGAGGAUCAACUUGGAACACCCAAUAUGCAAAACACGCAAAAAAUGAAGAACCAUUUUAAAACUUUAGGUCACCAAAAGGCGACUUUGAUAAAAAAUUGAGCUUGGAGCCCUGUACAAAUAUUUCAAUAAUGACAACAGCCUCAUGAACAGACGGUGGUCUGCCUGUGGUACACACGAGGGGAUUUGUCAUCACAUGUUGCUGCAACUUCUUGCCUAGUAUGUUCCAGCCUUAAGGGUGCCUCACCUUUUAUCAAAUCCAGUCAGAUAUACAUGUACACACCACCGGUGUGCAUAAAUCUUAUCUUCACAUGUUCUCAGUCCUUGCAAGUGAGAACAGGUGUUGUUUUUAUAAAGUUAAAUAUAUCUAACACAGUUAACAAUGAGUGGCGCAGUCAGCCUUGCUUGCAUCACCUCCAUGUGCUCAGUACAGCGUUUUCCUGGUGGCCACUCUCUUCGUUUAGCCUAUGGAAUAUUGUUUUACCCCCAUCCGUCCCUCCCCCACUUUAUUUUUCCACUGCUAAAUCAGUGUGACAGGUGCCUGGUUCCAUUGGUGUGGGGGCUCAUGGCUGGACAGCAUGGGUUUGCCAGCCAUGGAGGCGUAACUCUGUCUAGGGGCUGGCUGUGCUCAAAAUUGAAGCCCCUGGACAUCCCGGACACUCACCUCCACUGAGUGAUGCAGUUGUUUAAUAAUAUAUUUUAUACUUGAAUAUUCUGCAGAGACACUGCAGUUUCUUAUUUAGGAUGGGAGACUAUUAAAGAGCUUGGCUCCACUAUUAUUUAAUGUGCUUGUAACCAGUGGUAGACAAUGAUCUCAGAGAUCUUGUGGGUUUAUAAAUAUUCCUCUUGCCUUAGAAAUCAACAACAGCCCUUGUAGGGUAGGGCUUUAUUCCAUAGACAUCCUUCAGUCUCGAAAGACUAUGGUGUCAUGCACUGAUUGGUGGUUCUUGAACAGCACCUUGUGUGGUUGGAAAGACCAAUUCGGGAAUUACAGUCCCUUCCUCACAGUUAGCAGAUGUGGUCACUUGCUGGUCUAUCUCCCUGACUUCAGACCUUGUUUGUUGUCCUCAGACUUCCUCAUUUGUCCCUUUGUCUGUGCCUGUUUGGCAAAUGUUGCUGUAAGAAGUUUUGCGAGAGGUUUGAACCCAGGAAUCAUUUCAAAAGUAGGCUGAGUUUGAUCGUCCAGGUGAACGUAGUCCUGAAUAGGACUGUUGUCGUUGACAGUGACUGACAUUUCGUCGACCUGUGCGGUAGUCAUCUUCAGAGUCAAAGUGAGUUGAACACCAUUUACAGACGAAACAUCAAAUCGACUGGGACUCUGUGACAUGUAUUAUGUAUUCUACAGACUACUAUCAACAACUUACUUUAGAAAGCCAGUUUACUAACUUAGAACAAAUGCCACACUGAAUCGUAGCCAACAAUUACAGGCACCAAACAAACGACUUAUUGACGCCGAUCAAGCAAAACUAACUAUGACAGAGCGACUGGAGAUCUGACAAUUUGACUAACAAUAGACAGCUGUCUAACUGUGACAGUAGACUGAUCGAAACGCACCAAUUACAUUAUCAGUCUUCAUGGCCAAUAACAUCACAGCUUAACUGACAGAUGACCAAUAACAUUGUGACGUAAUUGACCAAUGAGAUCAAUAACCAGAGUAUAGUGCCAUCAACUGAUGUGAUACAACUCACUUUUACUCUGAAGAUGACUACCGCACAGGUUGUCGAAAUGAUGGUCACUGUCAACAACAACAGUUCUAUUCAGAACUAGGUUCACCCAGACAAUCAAAUUCAACCUACUUCUUGAAACGACUCCUGGGUUCAAACCUUUCACAAAACUUCUUAAAGCAACAUUUGGCGAAACAAAGUGAAGGCAGGAAACAGUCUAACCUUUAGUCAAAUCCAUUAUUUUGUUGCUUUGGCCUACCUGAGAUACAAACUUUUCAUGAACCAAUUUGAAACUCAAUUCAUUAUGGGAAAGAACACGAGCAGAAAAUAACCAUUGCAAGAAGCAAGUGUGCCACAAUAGGAAAUAGUGAUGUUUGCUACAGCUCUAAUUUUUUAUGAUCCGCUCUGGUCAUAGGCCUUUUAAGGAAUAAGAAAUUGAACUUGAACAUGACACAAGCAAAUUAAUUUUUACUAUGUAGUUCUUGCUCACCUCAUCCUUAGAUAAAUUACCAAGUGAGGUGGAUUGAAAAGAUGAAAGUAAAUUUGAUCUUCUUGAAUAAAUUGCAUAACCCAGUUAAAAAUCAGUUAAGAUCCAACUAAAUUUGCAUUUUUUAAAAAAGCAGUAUGUUUUGAUUAGUGUAUUGGUCAGGAAUAACUUGGUUAAGUUAUCUGGUGUUGGCACUGUCUUUUUCUACCCGCAACUAGCCAUUAACAGUUACGUUGUAAUCAAUUGCUUUCCAGGUUUUAAUGUGACAGUUCGAACUUCAGGCUCUCAGGAAACCGCCUUGCAUAGAAGUGUUCUUUGUUUGAGUUACUCUGACAGACGACAUUCUAUAGACAAGAUUAAACGACUUGUACACUUGCUGAAGGAUUGUUUACCCCUGCAAGACAAGUCCAUGCAAACGCCUCUUCAUGCAGCUUCAGUUAAACUGAUCACAGACACCGCCAGGAAUGAUUAUUACUCAGAAUUUGUGAUGGCUAUGGUGGCCAAGGCAAUGGAAAUCCCUGAAAAGACUGCUGACAUAUUAAAUGCAAAGGAUCAUCACGGCAACACAGCACUACAUUAUCUUGCACAAAAUGACAACUUUGGCUUUGUUCCUCUUUGCUCCAUCAUCAAUGCUGGUGGUGAUAUAUCAAUUCUGAAUAAAAAGAAAUUGAGGCCUUUAGAUUUGGCCACGAAUAAAGGUUGCACAAGCAUAAUAAAGGCCUUGAACACUCAUGGGAAAACCUCCAACCCUUCUUGUGAUGAUAACAUUGUCUACUCUGCCGACAGCCCCCCAGCAUCACCUGUAAAUCAGAGUAGUGAGAAUCAGCAGCAUGAUGUGUUGAAUAGUACUGAAGUUGAAAGCCAAGCUGACCGCACCAACUUCAACAACACAGACACCCCAUCACUCGAGCAUAAUGAGGGCAACUCUUCUACCAGCGUUUCUGAGGAUGUAUCCCUAGGCGAACCCACUUGUGCCGUGAAUGAAGUCUCAUCAGCCAUUGCAGCCGCUAACCCUGACCCCAGCUCAACUGCUGAUGAUGCAGCUGCAGCUGCUACUGAUGUCAAUAAUGACGUGCCACAAACUGCAUGCCCUGAGGUUUCUUGUGAAACCCAUGAUGAUUCACCAGCCACUCUUGAUGCACUGUCAGUCAAUACAGAUGAGGCAGGACCUUCAUGUGAUGCAAGUGGAAACAACGUGGAAGGGGAUUGUAGAUGCAGUGCUAUAGGUGUGCAGACUCCUCUGUUAAGUCGAUACUCGUGUAUUGUCCACAUCAAACAAGAGCAGCUUUCUCCAGUAAGUAAUAAUUCACAUUCUUCUACAUGUUAUAGCUAUGCAGAACUGCAAAUAACAGUCGGUCGAUGGACCUUGUCCAACUACAAUAUUUUAGGCGCAAUGUCCAACUUAAUCUUUACUGUGGUUGGACAUGAUGUCAUGACAAAAUCAUAAGAUUGCUUUUUUCUGCGACACAAUCUUUAAAACCACCAUCAUCAAUCAAUGUUGCAGUGAGUGCUCAAAAGUAUUUUAUAGUCAAUUCUAUUGAAAAGUUGAUUGAGUGGUACUGUGGUGAUUUUAAAAUCACUACUGCAAUUGACUGAGUUAAGUCCUGCAAUGUGGAUCAAACUCACAUGUGGAUCAUACCCAAUGCUAAGGUAUAUUUGAGUUAUUGACCAAGCAUGAGGUCAAGAUUGCUGGAUAUCAGAAAGAGAACUUUUUUCCGUCGGACCAAUUUAGUGGGAAAUCCCGAUUGGCCAAGAUGGGCCCAUCUUGCCCACUCAGGUAGCCAAUCACAACACAGGACCUUUUCAUUUUGCCCGCUCAUGGAUUCAGCCAUACAUGUACUGCUAUUUCACAAAACGUCAGAAAAAAAGCAAAAAAAGUCUUCAAGCCAAGACUGCAAGGUCAUGUGGGUAGUUCAAGUCUGCCUUUUCUGAGCCAAAAGUUACUCCACUAAGCUAGCCACUGAUUUUUUUAUCAUACUAAACCAUUGAUAGUUAUCACAUAAUAAAAAGCACAGGUACAAGCCCAGUUUCAUCUACAAACACAUGCAAGCGCAUUGCUUUCAAGCUACAAUUGUUUCAGUAGAUCUAGAGGUAGUACCUUCGCUUUGUUCAGCUAAUUUAUUUGUAAGGAAAAACACAUUGUCAAAUUUUGCAACUUGCAUAACUAGGUGGAGAAGGUCUAUGGCAAAGUCAUUAAGGUUAAGAAAAAAUGCAACAAAGAACAAGGCCAAUAUGCAGCCAUCUUGACCGAUCAAGCUUGGACAAUAAAAGGAUUGAUAUUGUUCUUAUUUGGCUUAAUGUAUGAACGACGCAGGAAUUCCCAAGCAGGCAAGGUGGGCCCUUCUUGCCUUGCCUUCUCAGGUAACCCAUCAGAACACAGGAUUCACUUCAUCUUGCCCACUUGCUGAUUCAGCAAUGUAACAAUAUAUACUUUUGUGUACCUGUAAGCAUGCAACCUGAAAACCCUCCUUAUGCAGUAAGAAACUUUUAACUCACAGAAAAGUAGAAAAAAAGUUCUACUUUUAUGUAGCCUGGGCCAGCUGCUGUAUUUUGCUUAGUCUAUGAUCAGACUUGGUGUGUCACACUGGUGACUAUGUUCAUUGUAUCAUUGUAGUACUUCAUUACAGUUUUAUCGCCCUGCUUUAGGCAUAAUGCCUGUCAGUUUAGUACAUUAAUCCCCUUUUAUAGCCUGUUUUCAAAGAGGGAGGAUACUCUGGAUAAUUGUUGAAGUACCUUGUACAAACUGUUCUGUAUUACAUGAACAGAGAUGCUAAUCGCUGGAGAUCUAAAGUCUGGAGAUUGUUUCUUUAGUACCAUCCAACAUCAACCACCUACAAGUUAAUGGAUGUGGCUCAAGACAUUAUACAAUGUCUUACAUCUACAGACCAUCAGUCUAGUAGUCUAGUAGAAUCUAAUUACUGCGAGUCAUUAUUACUCCAAGGAGUAAUAACGGCUCACACUAAUCAGAUGAAACUCUGGCUAGUAUUCUAGAGACAUUGAUGAAAUACAGGAAAAAAUUUGCCAGAAACCAUACUAUGAUGAAAAAAGUGUUCAAUUUGGGGGAAAUGAGCUAAUUACAAAUUAAUUGUGUGAAAGUUAAAAAUUCAAUUUUAUCUGGGAUAUUUGCUGACCAAUUGGGGAGACUAGGAGAUUUGUGCCAUAUUCAGGUGACUCCCUGAUAAUCUGGGAGCCAUGGCUGGUUACAUCGUGUUUCUUCUGUGCCACCAAUAAAUCUGUCUUAUCACACAACUGCUGGUACUAUCAGGCAAACAUUUCCCAUAUGAGAACAGAAGUCAGCAGCGAAAGAUGCUGCCCUCAUCUUAACCACCGGCUUACCUACAUAGUUGACUAGUUCAACUUCACAGGUAUGCCAGAGGUAAAGGGCCUACUUUGUUUCUUGUUGCCACCCGUGUAUUUUUUCAUAUGUAGGGACAGCACCUCAGUCAGUCAGUUGGGUGUAUGAGAAUCAGACCAGCUAAGCCUAUAGCUAGCAGCAUCUGAAAGUGGCUUAUUACUUGCGGCAGAGCAUGUCAUUUCUGUAUCAGUCCCAUAAGUCUUGUUAGAACACACUGCAAACAAACAAUGUCUUGGUUAUUGCCCCUCCAGUCGGAGAUAAGGUCACAGUGAAAUCUCAAUCAGUCUGGCUUGCUUACGUGGUUGACUUGAGUUCAACUUCACAGGCGUGCCAGGGUUAAAUACCUCUGAUGUUUCUUGCUGCCGCCACUGUACAUGUAUGUUCUCAGAUACAGAGACAGCAGUCACAGCAUCCCAGUCAGUAGCCAGAAAGUAGUUUCUGGGCGUAUAACAACUAGGCCCAAGGAGAGCACUGCAAAAUACAGAGUAGUACAAAAUUGCCAUCCUGAGAAGGUGACAGAUAAAGCUAAAUUUAAAUAACACUUCUUUGUGAUGUUUCCCACGAUAAGGCCCAGCAACUGACACCCAAACUCAAGUCUCAGUUAAUAAAAGUCGAGAAGAUUAAUCGCAGACUUUACAACUGAAGGAUACUUUGUUAGAGGAUUACUAUGUCAGCUUUGUUUUCAAACAGCAUUUUCUGUAAUUUUAUAUAAAUUACUGACUACAUGAAAGACUAAAGAACAUCAAGAUGAUAGAGACUACGCCCUUUUGAUGGUGGGGGUAGCCUACGAAGCUAGCGGUUUUUGGUGUUUUUUUUUUCUACAAGGCCUUGAGUGGACAUGCCAGUCGUACCGCAGAUUAGAACUUGGACUUAUGAUUCGAUUUUUGAAUACAUGUAAAAAGGAAACAAAUUGAAAUAUUUGUUUUUACUCUCCCCAUACCGAAUACAGACAGCAUAGCCCAAAAAUGAUUGUUGGACAAAUCAUUUUUUUUAAGACGUACCCUCUACGGUACAUUUAGAUUGGUACAUUUGGCGUUAAAAAGAAGUUGUUUCAUUUUGUGUCAAAUGCUUGUGUUACUUUUUGCGUUAAAAAGUUGUUCAAUUUGACUUAAAAAGCUGCUAUAUUACGAGUCCAACGUAACCAACAUCGCUGUAUUAAAGUUACGCGCGAAGUGUUUUCGUUACCAGGCCUUGAACGUGUAUUUCGGUCAAAAUGGCAGUCACCCACGAGUAAGUAAUGAAUAUUUAUCGGCUAAUUUUGCAGUUCAUCUCUUGAAUAUUUGCAUUUUGAGCGAAGCUUUGUUUCUUUUCAUUAGUGCGUCAGCUAGUUGUGAGUUACAACUUGCACUGAACAAGGACGUGCCCAAAUGUACACAGGAAUCGAAGGGAACCAUAACUAUUUGCUCCAAUGCUACGUGUCCGUACAGCCAGGCUGUUUUUGUGAAAGUAAGGUUAUCUGAGAGUCUUUGACUGUACAUGAUUGGUAUUUCCCUGGAAAAUGUACGAUAUUUAUCUUCUUUUACCUUUCGUUAAUGGAUACUAGAAACCCUUGCCACCCUCGCCUCAGCUGGUUUUGUUUUGAUUUGUCAAUUCCACGUGCAACUUCAUUUCGCGCGUUCGGUAACAUUCAUCAAUCACUUGGACUGCAAUUUGAUGAGUGAUUUAUAAACCCUAAAACAGUUAAAGCACCGAAAGUAUCAUAUUCUUGGACUAUUUUGACUGCAGGACAUAGUGCGAGCCAGGCGAAAGAAAGGAUUAAUACGAACCGAAAGCCAUAAACCGUUGUAAAUGAGUGUUUAACCCCCGGCUUAACCCUAACUUAGCCCUAAUCCGUAAAGCGGGUGCUUUAAUAACCCUAGUCAGUAAAAUGAGCGCUUAACCCUAAUCAGUGAAAGUCGAUCAAUACUGCAUAAUCCUGCAAGUAUUCCAUCAGCAAAACCUCGGAACUAAGCAGGAAACAUUUUUCAUGUAUUCACAAUUUCAUAAAACUCUAGUUAGUCUCGCUUGCAUAAACAACGAGACUCAUAAUCUGCAACGCGUUUUUCGCCCCGGUAGGGGGGGGUGGGGCUAGGGUUCCUUAUAUAGGCUAUGUGGGUAUGUGCGGCGACAAAGGGUAUGUUUCUUUGCAGCUGUUGGUCUGAAAAAGGGUAUCAAUUUCAACCAUUUUGGUCUGAAAUAGGGUAUGGUUUGUGCACUCUAGUCUUGAAUUGGAUAUGUUUUUUAGAAGAAUUAGCUACUUCUUCAUCAUUUGGCGAUAAGACCGUUUCCCUUUUAAUGUUUACGCCAACUACCAUGUACGUGCCGUAACAGCUUGUCAUGCGCUCCAGUCACGCGGCAGGCUCCAGGGCCUCAGGUCUGAAAUAGGGUAUCAAAUUUUUGAUCAGGUCUGAAAUAGGGUAGGGAAAAUCACAGAUUUUGGUCUGAAAUAGGGUAAGGGUUUCAGGAAGCAUGCCACACAUCCCCACCCAAUUUUUCUGGAAGUACUCCCCUGAGCAUUUUUGUCGUUUUUGGGUCAGAAAUGGGGGGUCAUCAUGCCAGGCAUUCCUUGUGGACACCGUGGAAACUGGGACUAAGAAUCGUUGCGUGAUGGAAGCCACGCAUGUUUUGCGAAGAAAGCUUAGGAAAGAUUAAAUUUAGAGCUUUUCGGAAACGUGUCGGUCCAUAAAUUCUGUCGCUUGAAAGCGUUGAUUACUGUGGAGCAAGUGAACACUACUGAGUGGUCGGAAAAAAAUAAGAAUCUGAAAUAGCAAAAUUGCGAUGGUUGGGUGUUGUUAACUUUCACUGUAUGGGAUGAGCAUGUGAUUUAUUUUCGUUGAUGAUUGAAAAGGCGUGCUAUGUAAAUCACUUUUUCGAUAUCUGGCAAUGAUGAUCAAGGCCUUUGAAUUUUCGUGUAUUUAUACAUGUGUAUAGCCUGCGACCGCAGACAUAUUUCCGGUUGUCGCUAACACGUGUACUAAAUCAAUUCAGAAUCUGAAAGAAACAACUAAAAAGUAUCGACAUCGAGAAAGUAGGAAGUAAAAAACAUUUAGCGAGUAAAUCUGUCUCAUUUCUUGUAGAAUUAAUCUCUUCCUCAUUUCUCAAUCUAAUCGUCAAGCAAGCGAGACUGAAGGCCAGUGUAAGCGGCUUCUUGUUUUUCCAGUGGCUCGCUAGCUCGCACAUUGUCCGGACCCACGUUGAUUCAGGCCUUGUGAUAAUUAGGGAGAGGGCCCUAAAAAAAAUUUUUCAGGGCUGCAGGCUUGUUUUGGUAGAAAAACAACAUCGUCCAGGGCACUUCCCACAUCAACCACAGGACAAUUAAAACAACAAAUUGUCAUCUGUUUACUUUUCUGUGCAUCCCUUGUUAGAAUCCUUAUCAUUAGAUCCUAACCCAGUGCUGUCAACUCUCCACGAUGAUCUCUGACUCCAGAGUUUAGACUGUAUCUCCUGGUCUCCAGAUUAAUCCUGGGUAAUCGCCAAAAUUUGCCAUUUCUUGUAGACUCGACUGUCCAACAAUGACGUUUCAAAUAUUUUGCAUUGUGUGAGUUGUUUACUGUUAGCAUCAAACAUUUCCUCAUAAACUCUGGUAUGCCACUGUAAUAAUGUGAUUGGUGGGAAGAAAGGAAAUCAGGUCAAAUGUUGCAGUGCUAACAUCUUUUUCACGCAUUUUGUGUCAUAGCAAAAAUUUGUGACUAUCGGGGUCAACAAGCCUUUUUUUUUGCGCAAAUAAUGUUGUGUACCGGAACCGUGUGUUAUGGUGUCAUCUAUCGUCUGUUUCCUAUCAAUUCUCAAUAUUAGAAGACGUGGGGGGUUGACAGCCCUGCCUUCAUGUGAUCUUCUGGAGAUGGGUAAUGGGGGAGGAUACACUAAUACUAUUACAGUUAGUAAAAGGAUAGAAGGAAGGCUGCAAUGUGAUUAAUGCAGACUUAUCUUGCCAUCCCUCAACAACAACUACAAUUAAUUUUAUCUUAACAUAUAACUUGUAAACGGCACUGGGACUGUUCUCAGGUAUUAGAGAUACAAUAAUUUAAUAGUUUGUGUUAUAACUGAACAUUAAUUUUUGUCUGCAAAUUUGGCAAAUGAAGUUGUAUUUGUGUUCAUACAGUCGCACCUCCACCAUGGCCACACAAUGGCCACUUUCUUGUCUUUAAGGUGGCCGUUGUAGAGAGGUUCAAGUGUAGCUACUGCAUUUCAUCAAUAACACUGCUGUUUUUCUUUUUGCAAAGUGUGAAAGGUGUCAACAGGAAUCAAUGGGGGAGAUAUCCUCCUCAUCAGGUAUUAUUAUUUGCUUUUUUUGGAUCAAAUAUAUAUUGUUGAAUGCUUUGUGGUCCUUAACGAAGUGUGUGCGCCUUCCUUUGGACAUUUGAAUACAGUAACAUCUUUGUCUAUUAAGUGAACUAUCUUCUAUUCAACACCUCUGCAAGAUGGAUCCUUUUUUAACUGCCACAUCCUUGUUCUUCAGUCAUUUCUAUGAGACAAUUUUUUCUCUAUGAUUCUUAUAGCAGUAGACGUUUUAUUGAAAAAAGCCAAUCCCGUCUUGGGGAAAGUUGACCGUUUGUACAUUAAGUAAUUAAAUAGCAAUCCAAAAAAAAAGAACUGAGGUCCAACUAUGCUUGCUGGAAUGUUAGGAGUGUUUUGAUGCAAACCAUCCACCGCUGUUUGUUAUCUGUUGUACAGAAAUGCAAUCCAUUGCUACAACUGAGAUGGCAAACUCUGUCAUUACCCUGCUGCGAGGAGCUGGUUUACUGGACAACUUAACUGAGAUAGCAGAGAAGAGGAGGAUUGAAGAUGAACAUGUUCUUACAGAGAAGCUGGAGAUGGUUAAAGGUAUGUUGAUAUGUCUGACCUACUUGCGGCCCUGUACAUAAUUGAAGGGUUUCCUGCCAUCAGGCAUGUUGUAAGCUUUUAAUAUUAAUCAAUAUGUUGUUUUUGAUGAAAGGAGCUAAUUUUGUGCACUGUGACUUAAAGUAUAGCUUUAUAUUUUAUUUUACUGUUUUUUGCCUUGUUUUUCAAGAAAAAGAAAAAACACAAUGUAAAAAGACUCUGUUUUACAUCAUGAUACCAUUUGAAAAGCUAUUGUGGGUUGUUGAAAUUAAGCAAUAAAGCAUAGUAAGGCAUAUUACGUAUGUUAAAACAAUGGUUAUGGAUGCUAUUUUACAUGAAAUUUGCCUUUAUUGUUAUCCUCCACGAUUGACAAAGACACUACAACGUAAGCAGGAUAGUUCUUGUUUCUUAUAGGGGGUGUUGACCAAUGUAUCAGUCGAGUGUUGGUCAACAUAUCGAUUGAUUUGUCAUUAGAGUGUCAGGCUAGUGUUGGUCCUGUACCGGCAAUUGUCAGUUGAGUAUCAGUCGAAGAUUAACUGAUCAUCAGUCAUUCAUCAGUCAACAGUUGGUCGCGAUAGUUCCGGUACUGUGUCGGCAAUGCAUCAGAACCUGUCGGUUGAGUAUAGGUAAUGUAUCAGUGGCGCAUCGUGAGUGCUGAGACAAAAAUUAUAUCUUCAUGUAAGCAAUGCAUUGCAAAAAAGCAAUUACAGUUUUGUGGCGUGAAAUUGAACCAAAUUUGGCAAGGAAAAGCCGACUAUCCACCUUUCUGGCUCAGGCCAACCUCAUCCCCAGGGUCUUCUUGUUUUCCAAUAUGGCAGCAGCAGGAGAGAAGACCCUGACAUAUAGCAACCUAAGACGAUUGCCGAUUGGUGCGUUCCAUAUGUGGACAUUGAUUGGGUUACAUCUCCAAAAACAAAGGUGGUGACUCGCGGUGGGUUCUUCACCGGUGAAUAGUCAAAAAAUGGAAUGCAGGAUGUAUUUUGUUUACUUUCAUACAUUGUCCUAUAAAUUCAAAGUGCCAAGGAACUCCCACAGAGUUUGGGCUGCCUGUGAAAUAAUCAGGAAAAAUUGAUAGUUCAUUCUGAUUCUUCUUAAAUCUUUUUUUUCUGGUGGCCAACUUGAUUAUCUCAUCAACUGAUCAUAGCUUUUACAGGUUUGAAAAGAAUGCUGUAUGGUUUUCCUUUUUUUUUGCAUAGAAACAAACAAUGAGCUAGAAAGCAGCAUCCAUGAAAUAGAAGAAAAGGAAUCGAUGAUAGAAAAAUUGUCUGCAGAGCUUGAAGAAUUAAAGAAAGAAGUUCAAACAAAAGCUGAUGAACGGGAGAGGUUGCUCCGCAAGCGAAAAAGUCUUAACGAGGAGUGUAAUUCUCUUCAAAAGAAGCUUCAUUAUUGUGAUAGUCUCUUAAAGUUUGUCCCUAAAGAAAAUUUGGACAGUUAA